This is a messenger RNA of Hyaloscypha bicolor E, 1730 nucleotides long. RefSeq lists its product as uncharacterized. The transcript has 7 exons. Bases 1 to 1446 code for a protein of 481 amino acids. Gene Ontology annotation, biological process: regulation of DNA-templated transcription. Gene Ontology annotation, molecular function: zinc ion binding; DNA-binding transcription factor activity, RNA polymerase II-specific. Lineage: Eukaryota; Fungi; Ascomycota; Leotiomycetes; Helotiales; Hyaloscyphaceae. The record is from RefSeq and is a predicted model, not a curated record.
AUGAUGUACGCUCACCUUCGAAAGAAGGUCAAGAACGGACGUGGUGUCCCUUGUGACGCAUGUUCUGCGAGUAGAAAACCCUGCUCCAGGAAGAUGUCUCCCGGGGGUCCACCUCCAUGCAUUCGGUGCACACGCAAGCAACUUGCUUGCACCUGGACUACUGUCGGUGGCGGACGUGGCAGCACAGCGAGGAAGAUGAAGGUGCACGACAAAGAGGACGACGAAGAUGAGGAAGGCUGGGAGGACAUAGAGGUCGACGAGGAGGAGAAGGAGAAGGGAGACUUGAUCCUCAGCCAGGAGGACGACAAGGAAGAGAAGAAGCUACGGAAGGAGGAGUUUGAGGCGGAAGAUCCAUGGCGUUACAUGGCUGCCUUGCCCCUUGGACAUGUCCCAACAAUGCGCCGUGUCAUGAUCCUCACCUACCACAAGCUCAACCCCGCUGAGAAGCUCUUUCCCAUACCUCAUCUCAAUUGGGUAUUCCUGACUCGCGAGGAGAGGAAGCGCGUCAUUACAAUGAUCCACGAAUCCAAUGGCAAUGAUCUUCUUGUUGAAAUGCUUCGCUGGUUCUCUGCAAAGUUCAUGGAAGAAGACAAGGACGUGGAGAAGGCUACUCAAACUCUGCGAAAGCAUGUCACCAAUGCAGUCCGCCAGCCCAAGAGCUACCAAGUCGAGUACUUCAAGCAACGAAAGCUUUGGAACGAAUUUCUGGGCAGAAAAGAGGAUGAUGAUAUUGAGAUGGGGGGCAUGGACAGCAGCAUCCGAUUGUCUACAACCGUUUCCCGACCAUCCGAAUUCAUUACCAGCAUUCAUCAGCCACAAGGAGGAGACAAUGGUGAUGCCACCCGACUUCGAGGAUCUGUUCGAAACACCCUCCGUGGAAUAAAGCCACGUGUCGAAACCACCUUCCAACCGUCCUACCCUUACAAGACUGAGACCUGGCGAAAGGAUAUUACCUUCAAGAAUGCAGCGUCAGCAAAAACACACUAUCGCACCGGUGGUUGGGGUGAGACAUCGUUCGCUGAAACGAAAAAGAGAAAGCAAGAAGAUAUCGAACUUCCUUACAUCUUCACUGCUGCUGAUGAAGACGUCUCGACGGACUCUGACCCCGAUGAAAGAGACGAGGAAGUUAACAUCUUCGCCACUACAGAGCUCCCUGGCAGAAAGACUCGGACUGGCAAAGAAUUCUCAGCCUUCGCUCCCCAACAACCUUCAAAGAAGUUGAAGACCUCUCCGGCCAAGACACCAAGUACUCCUAAGAGAUCUAGCUCUUCCAAGACAAUGGCCACUCCCAAGAACAAGGCAUCGACUUUUAAGACUAUGCUCGAGACCUCCAUGCCGAUGACAGAUUCUCCAAAGCCGAUCAUCAAGUCUCCCAAUGGAAAGCCUAAGGAUCCAGUGGUUCAUCAGGUCAAAUUCGUUGAUGAGGACGAGGAAAUUGAUGACUGAUAUGGGAGGCGAUAAACAAUAGUUUAAGCCGUGCUCAUUACUUCAACGUCUUUUGUACAAUAGAAUCAGCACCACAUCAGUGCAUUUUCUCCACAUCUUCUGCUUUCCAGAGGCAAGUAGGGGCUUUGCAGACACUGAAAUACAAGCAACCUGAAAUUAGGAAAAUUUCCAUAUCAAAAGUGACGCGCCGACGACUGUCUGCCUUGUGAAUGCAAAUAAAAAUUAGCUCAAUUCACUCCUUGAUAAUAAGUACUUGAUUCGACUUCAGCCUCGUCAACUCGUAG